AUGGCGCAAUCCACGGAAUCUGAGUUUGUGACUUUAGUCUCAAAUGACGGAUUUGAAUUCAUUAUCCCUCGCAGCGCGGCUUGUGUCUCAAGCACCAUCCGGCUCAGGCUCGCUUCAAGCAAAUACAAAGAGGGUAGCACCGGGCGCUGUAAUUUGGAUGAACUACGUGGCGCCGUUCUCGAAAAGGUCUGCGAAUAUUUCUGCUACAAUGAAAAGCACAAGGACCAGGUCAAUGUGCCGGACAUGGAUAUUCCACCUGAGUUGUGCCUGGAGCUCUUGAUGGCGGCUGAUUACUUGGAUACGUGA
Penicillium vulpinum is the source of this 306-nucleotide messenger RNA. RefSeq names its product elongin C. Gene Ontology annotation, molecular function: protein-macromolecule adaptor activity. The record is from RefSeq and is a predicted model, not a curated record. The transcript has 3 exons. Gene Ontology annotation, cellular component: elongin complex. Gene Ontology annotation, biological process: ubiquitin-dependent protein catabolic process. NCBI's taxonomy places the organism in Eukaryota, Fungi, Ascomycota, Eurotiomycetes, Eurotiales, Aspergillaceae. The coding region runs from base 1 to 306 and encodes 101 amino acids.